CCCCGACGAUGACGACGACCACGACGACGGCGACCUUGUCCAACAGCAGCAGCAGCGCCAGCAGCAACGCGUCCGCCUCGCAGGCAGCUGCCGCAAGCACAGCCGCCGCCGCUGCAGCCGCUGCUGCCAUCGGCUUUCAUCAGUCACCCUUAGCACAAAUAUUAUCUCAGAACCCGGCCCUGGCGCAACUGCUGCAGCAGAAUCCGGCGAUACUCACGCAGAAUCCGCAGUUGGCGCAGCUACUCCAACAAAACUUGCAAGUCCAAAUGGGAGUGUACCAAGGCAGGAGGGAGGACGGCGAAGAGGCCAGGGUACCGCCGUCGAUAGCAAGUCUUGCAGCAAUAAAGGUGGAGGCAUCUGACCCCAAAGUUUCCGCUCUGCUGCGUCAAAGUAUGUCACCGGUGGCGGGCGACACCCUCCUGACGAACCCACCGCCCGGCGCCAAGAGCGGAGCCAACUCGCCGAUGAUCGACUACUCGCGCUACGUGCGGCGCUACACCAGCGGCCAGGAGUGCGGCAGCGCCUACUGCAAGGAGCUGGCCUGUCGCGAGCACUUCCACUGCCUCGACUGCGCCGGCCGCGUCUUCAUCAAGAAGGAAGAGAUGAUCCGGCACUUCAAGUGGCACAAGAAGCGCGACGAGUCCCUCCAGCACGGCUUCAUGCGCUACUCGCCGACGGACGACUGCGCCGAGCGACACCCGACCCGCCAGUGCCCCCACAAUCGCAAGCAGACCCACUACCACUGCAUCCACGAGAACUGCGACAAGGUCUACAUAUCGACGUCCGACGUGCAGAUGCACGCCAAUUACCAUCGCAAGGACUCGGCCAUCAUCCAGGAGGGCUUCCAGCGAUUCAGAGCCACCGAGAGCUGCGCCACGGAUUACUGCCCGUUCGUGGGUCAACGAACGACGCAUUUCCACUGCCGCAGGCCCAACUGCCGCUACACUUUCAAAAACAAAGCCGAUAUGGAUAAACACAAAUCUUACCACAUCAAAGACGAGCAGCUGACUCGCGACGGCUUCAAGAAGUUCAUGAAGACCGAGGCCUGCCCGUUCGACCAGUGCCGCUUCUCGCGCGUCUGCAAUCACAUCCACUGCAUCAGGCCCCAAUGCACCUACGUGCUGCAUUCCUCCGGUCAGCUGUUCUCGCACAAGCGCAAACACGAGCGCAGCGACUUUGAUCUCAUGCAGCGCAAGAAGCAGCAGCAGCAGCUCGGCGCCGCGGGUGCGGGAGCUUUCGCCGGAGCGGCGAGGACCUCCUGGCCGGACGACCUGGUUGCCGGCCAGCAGGCGCUCUCGCUCAGCUUGAACGGCGAGAGCUCGAACGAGGAGAGGGUCGGCUCGCCUUACUUCUCCAUGGACGAUUCGUUCCAGAGCGCCGACUUGGCUAUGGAUCUCACGGCUUCGGGAGUGUCCGUUUCGAGGACGAGCCCGGCUUUGGAUUGUCCGCAAUUAACUCCUACUGAACUAGCUUAUUUGAUGACGGCCACGACAGAUUGCAGCUGCGGCCUCGUUGGAAAUCACUACCAUUGCGCUUUGGACAAUUGCGACGCGUCGUUGCGCGAUCCCCGCGAGGUGCGCGAACAUCUGUGCGAGCACGAGGCCCAGGAACGCGUGACCGACGCCUUCUUCGAGGAAGGUGGCUGCGACGAGUCCACCUGCGCCUACGCCGACAAAGAGAAACACUACCACUGCAACUGGGACAACUGUCGCGAGGUCAUACUCGCCACCGACAAUCCCUUCCGCAGAUUGGAUCACUACAAGAUUCACGAGUACACGCAGCAGGCCAAGUUGCCGCUGUCGCACCCGCUAUCCACGGAUUUAACCCUGACGCAUUUAACGAAUCUGGACGCCAUGUUCAGGCGGAAACGCGGCAGACCACCGAAGAAUCGAGUCAUCGAGAUCUGGAAUUCUGGCGAAUCGUCGUCCCAGGACUCGCCGCAGGCUAUAUUCACGAGCUUCAAAUUGCCGAAAGCGACCCCGUCGACCACACCCGCACCGACCACCUCGACAACUGUGACGGUCUCCAACAACGAGCGGGAAGGUAGUGCCUCGCCCAGCAACGAAGAUCACGUUGGCUUUGUCACUUACAAUCAAGACUCGUGUCCUCACGCGUCCUGCGGUCUUCGGCACACGCGGCAUCAUCACUGCUCGCAGCCUCGCUGUCAUUAUUGCACCGACCGACCCGAGCAGCUGCUGAUGCACAGCAAGGACUUUCACGACAACGUCGAGAUCCCUCCGGGUUUCGCCUUUUUUGAUCGUAUGAUCGACUGUCGUCUCCAGGGCUGCCAGAGUAAUCGCGUCAAUCGCCACUAUCAUUGCACCCGGCCGAAUUGCGGCUACUCGUUCGUCCGUUACUCGUGCAUAGCGAAACACGAAAAGGAGCACGAGAGCGAGUCUGCGAUGGUACCCAGCGCCACCGAGGAACAAUCCCAGCAAUCUGAGCAGAAGCCCAGAAUACAAGUAAAAAAUCCUGCCGAGCUGCUCGAGGGAAUGGAGGAGAGGAGCGAAAUUAAAGACGUCGAAAUGAACGCAGCCGAUUCUAAUAAUAAGACUACAGUGGUGAGGGCGGCAGGCACCUAUUAUCCGGUCAGCGGACCGCCAAGCGAACCCGCACUACCGGGCGCCACACUAUCAAUGCGAGCUUCCGUGCACCAAGAACCAAAUCAGUCGUCAGGCAUGAUAAUGCCACAAUCGAACUCGCCACACAUCCUGUACGGACCCGAGCAGAGUUGCAGUCGGCCGUUCUGCAAAUUAAAGCGCAAAAAUCACUACCACUGCAACGCCUGCAACCAGGCAUUCUCCGAGCUCGACCGACUCGUCGCGCACGCGGCCAAACAUUCGACAGGUGCAAUUCUCAGUCAGCAGCAGCAACAGCAGCAAUCCUUCAUGCUCGGCGGCUCGAUGCACGAGCAGCAGUCGCCGACCAAUCAUCAGAUUAGCCAACAGCAGCACGAUUUUCUGCAGCAGCAACACGACUUUAUGGCUCAGCGUUUUCAGCUGCCCUCAAAGGAGAUAAAACUCGAGCAAUCUGGUAACCGAUCUAGUCAACAGCAACAACAGAGCGCCUCGGUGAAGAAAGAAGUCAAGAAAGAAAUAAAGAAAGAGUAUCCAGAGAACAGUGCCGCUACGACCAACAACAGUCACGAAAAUGGUCAAUCGCAGCAAGCGCAGUCACAGCAGCUACAGCAACAGCAGCAACUGCAUCAAGUGGUUCAGCAGCAGCAACAACAGCAGCAAGCCUCGAGCUUCGAUCUCAGUCAUGGUUUUCAUUUCCCGAAUCCAGAAAUAUUCGCUGCGAUGAACCAGCAGCUUGCUCUGAUGAACCAGGCGCUCCCACCCUUCCUGCAACACGGUGGCAUGUACGCGGGAGCACCUGGACUGAUGUUCGCACCAGGUCUGCCUCCUGGCAAUUUCCUGCAACCCCCAGGUAGAGACGAGAAUCCUCUGGCUUCUCUGGCAGCCAACUUGAACCUGAAUAAACGCUCGCUCUCGCCGACCGAUCCAAAUUCGGCCGAGUCAAAGAAGCAGCGACUACAUCACUCGAUGCGCAUGCUCAAGGACGAGCCCGUACCCGAGGGCUACAUCAGGUUCAGGUUCAACGAGGACUGCCGCUACCCUCAUUGCGGCUAUCGCGAGCACCAGACGCACUUCCACUGCAUGCGCCAGGAUUGCGGAUACUCUUUCUGCGACAAGACCCGCUUCGUUCAACACACGGCGCGUCACGAGCGUCUGGACACACUUAUGGGCGGCGACUUCCAGCAGUACCGAGCAAAUGUGCCCUGCGGUCGACCCCAGUGUGCCUACACGUCCAGCCUCGGCUCGAUGCAGAAUAAAGCCUCGCACUUCCACUGUCUCAAGUGCAAUUUCGUCUGUACGGACACGAACAAGGUGGUGGCUCAUCGGCGUCAGCACGCCAAGCUCGACAGCAUAGCUGCCGCUGGCUUUCAAAAGUUCACCCCGAGUCAGCCGUGUGGGGCACUGCAGUGCCAGCAUUCGGGCAAACAGACCCAUUAUCACUGCCUACAGUGCCAGUACGCCGUGCUGGGCUUGGCGCAGAUGUCCGCGCACAAGUACCGCCACAUGGAUGCUGCAGCCUAGCACGAGCUAGACCACGCGGUCUACGGACCCAAGCACUGAGACACACAUACACACAAGGGGUCGUUCAGUCGAUCUUAGUUUCUUAAGACAAUGAAAAAAUAUCGAUAUAUUAUUGCGUUACUAUACAUACGAAAAUUAAUUACAUACAUUUACGUAUACAUCCAUAAAUAUACUUCUAAGUCGUUUCUCGAGAGAGAUGUUCAAUCGUCAAAUAUUAAUUAUAAUACCUGUACAGAAAUUUUUAUCUUUUAAGUUCUAAUUUUUAGGAGAGAUUUUUAGAGUGGGAAUUUACAAUUUUCAAUUUAUAUAUGUAUCAUUUUAAGUUAUUCACUGUAUAUUUUACAAAAAAAAACACACAGCAGUGAUUAUGCAUGUAAAACGUCUUUAUAAAUUAUUAAAUAAGCGCAUGUGGUGUUUCAAAGAUUCUUUUCAUUUCUUGACUCGUAGCUGUUAGCAUGUAAGUGUAAUUUGCCACUGUAAUUAUGGCAAUCUGUUUUUGUCUUUACAUUAUAAUAGAGUCAGUUUUGUGGGUGUUUCAGACGGUGAAUAUGUAAUAUGAAACAAAAUGAUUUUAGCUAUUCGCGGCGACUGAUUAUCAUAAAUAUCUAACUGUAAGAACUCUAAAAACAAAAUUAAUUGUACAACAAUAAAUAGACGCGAGUGCGGAUAUAUUAAUAAUUUUGUGCGAGUAAUUAUUUGUACAUAAUUUAUUUGCGAUCAUCAUUGCAGCAAAUUUAGACAAGAAUACGGGUUUUCAUCUAUUGUAUAAUUGUACGGAUACGAGAAAACGAAACGAAAAAUUCUUACAAAAAAUGUGUUAAAACUUGAUCGGGCAAAUUGUAAAUGCAUGUCUGAUUAGUUAUGUAUUACAAGCAGUAUUGUGAAAAUUAAAUUUAUUUAAAAGAGAAAAAAAAAGGUGAAUUAUAAAAAGACUGCCGUAGCAAGAGGCGAUAAUAAUGCUAAUGAAACGUACGAAAACGAAACGCAUAUGUAUAUACAUUAUAUAGAAAGGGGAAAGAAAGUAAUCGUAUUUGCGUGAAGUAAAAAAAGAAAAAAAUUAUAAAUGCUUAUAAGCGUGAUAAAUAUACGGUGAUAGUCGAAAGAAGCGAGAAACUCGUGCAAGUUUUAAGCGCGUGGCGGAUAAGAAAAUAAAAAUCUAUAAAUAAAUGAACAUUGUAAAUGUAACACAUAGAAAUGUGACGAAAUUAAAGUACGUCGUAUUGUGAUGCGAAAACGUAAAGAGGUUGUUCUAAAAAGUUUUUUAUCGCUUAUAUAUAAUGUUUUAUGUACAUGAAUGUGUAUAAUCUGAUGGCGUAGACUACGUAGAUUAUUAGAAAGCAUAAAUAUUAUCCUAAUGAAAAUUAAAAAAUGAUAUAUCAACGACACACGGUUCCAAAUAUUUAACUAUUAGAUACAAAAAAAAUUAUUUUAAGAACUUACAGCUGUGGGAAUGUAUACGAUAUACUUUUACUCAUAUCUUUAAAAAAUAGUACGAAAACAUUGCUAAACAACGUAUUCCGACACUUUUCGAGUAGACGACUGAUAGAAAACAUAGUACGAAACGAUGGGGUGCCUUUUUGAAAAAAUUUUCUAUAGUAAAAAUCAAUUUUCGUCUUAGAAUCGUGUGCCUUAGUAGAGCAAUAGACAAAACUUUGGAUUUUACACACAUAUAACUAGUAAGAUUCCCUCGUAACUUGAUCGUUCAUACCCUACGCUGUUAAAGAAGGCUGCGCAAAUAUUUGCAAGUUACUACUCGAGUAGUGGAUAGAUGGCAGUGUCUUUUACUUUUGUCGGAGAGAUAUACUUUAUUCAUAUUUGCUAUUCUACCGGAUGAUCAGUCCUUUUUGCAUGUAUUAUUUUAAAAGUGUUGAUGAAAAUUUACAGGUUUAUCGUAUUGUUCUGGAAGUCUUCAUCGAAUGAUACAAUUUAUAAUAUUAAUUGACAAAAUUAAUAGGUAAAAUAAAAUUUUUGUGUAUGAAAAAUGCACUAGCAUAAACGUAUACGUCUUAUACGAACACUGUAAAUAUUGAGACUCUGAUAUUGUAUUCCUG
Trichogramma pretiosum is the source of this 6151-nucleotide messenger RNA. RefSeq names its product zinc finger protein castor homolog 1-like. NCBI's taxonomy places the organism in Eukaryota, Metazoa, Arthropoda, Insecta, Hymenoptera, Trichogrammatidae. The coding region runs from base 9 to 4100 and encodes 1363 amino acids. Gene Ontology annotation, molecular function: DNA-binding transcription factor activity, RNA polymerase II-specific; RNA polymerase II transcription regulatory region sequence-specific DNA binding. The record is from RefSeq and is a predicted model, not a curated record. The transcript is spliced from 7 exons. Gene Ontology annotation, cellular component: nucleus. Gene Ontology annotation, biological process: regulation of neuron differentiation; positive regulation of transcription by RNA polymerase II.